Molecule: messenger RNA, 591 nt
Organism: Penicillium pulvis
Lineage: Eukaryota; Fungi; Ascomycota; Eurotiomycetes; Eurotiales; Aspergillaceae
Product: HIT family protein
Exons: 2
Coding region: 1-591 (196 amino acids)
Molecular function (GO): catalytic activity
Source: RefSeq, a predicted model, not a curated record
AUGACCAACACAAACAUGUCAGCACUAAAAGGCGCUACAGCGCCAAUACACUUUGGCUCAUUCCUAGUAACACCACAAGUCUUCCACACAACCUCCCUCAGCUACGCAUUGGUAAACCUAAAACCAAUCCUUCCAGGCCAUGUCCUUGUAUCACCUCGCCGUGUCGUCCCCCGCGUCUCAGACCUGACACCCGCUGAAACAAGCGACCUGUUCCUAACAGUCCGGCGCGUGGGUCGGAUGGUAGAACGGGUGUAUGGCGCCUCGAGUUUGAAUAUUGCCGUGCAGGAUGGCGUGGAUGCUGGGCAGAGCGUGCCACAUGUGCAUGCGCAUAUUAUUCCGCGGAAGGCGGCUGAUUUGGAUUAUCGGGGUGGGACAGAUGCUGUUUAUGACAUGCUUGAUGGGGAGGAGGGAGAUGUUGGAAAGGCUUUCAAAAAAGCGGAGGGAGGUGAGAGGGCGGACGUUGAGACGCCAAAGAAGAAGGCGAAGUUUCCUGUUGUGGAUAAUGAGGCGAGGAAGCCGAGGACUAUGGAGGAGAUGGGUGCUGAGGCAGAGAUGUUGGCACGGGAGAUGGAGAAAGAGCCAGUUGAUUAA